GCCACACAGAACGACCUGAGGAGCACUUGCGUAAUUGUGCCUUGUGGAGGACAGAUGGAUCUGACAGCUGGACGCAAGACAGAGUGACUUUCCCUCAUCACAGGAGCGCAAAUCUCCUCCGGUGGAAGAUACGAUGGAUGUCUAUGCUUCAACUCUGUCGCCAGCGCUGGAUAUCUUUUUUGGUUUUUACAUGCUGGUUGUGGCUGUGUUCUCCAUCAUGGGAAACGUCCUAGUGCUCGUCAUGGCAUUCAAAAGGUCGUCUAGAAUGAAACCACCUGAGCUGCUGAGUGUGAAUCUGGCAGUGACAGACCUGGGAGCAGCUAUUAGCAUGUACCCGCUGACAGUGGCAUCUGCCUGGAACCACCACUGGCUCGGUGGAGAGGCUACUUGUAUUUAUUAUGGCCUGGCAGGAUUCUUCUUUGGCAUCGCCAGCAUCAUGAACCUGACUGUCUUGGCCAUCGUGCGCUUUGCUGUUUCCCUCAAUCUGAGGUCUCUCAAGGAAAACGUGAGCUGGAAACAGGUGAAGGUGCUGUGCCUGUGGUGCUGGCUGUACGCGCUCAUGUGGGCUCUGUUCCCGAUCCUGGGCUGGGGUCAGUACGGACCGGAGCCCUUCGGACUGUCCUGCUCGCUGGCCUGGGGACAGAUGAAACAUGAGGACUUCUCCUUCGUCAUCGCCAUGUUCAGCAUAAACCUCCUUGCGCCUACCAUCGUCAUCAUCUGCUGCUACCUCGGCAUCGCUAUCAAGCUCCACUUCAUUUACAAGAAGUCGUUGAUCAACAGCAAUCCAAUCCCAAAUGUUGUGAAGCUACAACGGAGGAUGCUGGUGAUUGCCAUUCUGGUCAGUGUCGGCUUCAUAGGUUGCUGGUCACCCUACGGCAUGGUGAGCCUGUGGUCCAUCUUCCACGACAGUAACACCAUCCCUCCCCAGGUCAGCCUUCUGCCGUGCAUGUUUGCCAAAAGCUCCACCGUGUACAACCCCCUGAUAUACUACAUCUUCAGCAUGAAAUUCAAAAGAGAGGUGAAGCAGCUGCUGGCGAUGUGCCAAGGAUUAAUGUUGUGCAACGUUCCCGACGCCAUCAACAACAACAGUUUUGGGGAUAAUGUGGAUAAUAAUGCUGUGUGCAGCAGGCCUGGAGUGGCACUACCGCCUAAUUUGCCGACAAUCACAUCGUCAAACAUUAUGACUUUACGUUGAAACACUUUUGGGCUGGGAACUAUGGAGGCUGAUAAGCGUCUCAUAAUACAGUGAUUUCACAAAGUUUAUCAGGAUAGAAAGAAAAGUCGCACAUGCAGCUGGUGUGUGUUAUCCUGACGAAUGUUACGUGCUGGUUAAGUCUAGUCUAGUCUGUGUGUGUGUGUGUGUGUCCAGGAUGAAUGAGUUGUGUGGGCCUGUUUACACAAUAUUUUAAAUGCUGUAUGAGAGUCAAGUCAACUUCACUAUAAGCUUGGGACGCCCCACCCCCGGCGGUUAGUCUUUCUUAUAUCCGAGUCGGGGCGAAGUGAGCGACAUUACUGUCUGUUGUCGAGAGACUUUGCAAUGGCUGAACGGUCAAAUCAGCGUCGCCGUGAGAGCAAUCACUGUGAUUGGCUGCUCGGCUCCUGCAGUUAUGAUAAUCUUUAUUCACAGAGCACUUCUAAAACUAACAAAGUGCUUCUCAAAACACACACACAUAAAAUAAAAACAC
Solea senegalensis (Senegalese sole) is the source of this 1685-nucleotide messenger RNA. It is a transcript of the gene opn8b, whose product is annotated as opsin 8, group member b. NCBI's taxonomy places the organism in Eukaryota, Metazoa, Chordata, Actinopteri, Pleuronectiformes, Soleidae. The coding region runs from base 134 to 1195 and encodes 353 amino acids. Gene Ontology annotation, molecular function: G protein-coupled receptor activity. The transcript is spliced from 4 exons. Gene Ontology annotation, cellular component: membrane. The record is from RefSeq and is a predicted model, not a curated record. Gene Ontology annotation, biological process: visual perception; G protein-coupled receptor signaling pathway.